AUGAGCACACGUACAACUCGUUCUACUCGAACGAGCACGAAGCAAAACUCUGCUCGCUCAUCUGCUCCUCUUUCGAAAAACUCCAAAGCAAUCAAAUCGCACGAUGUAGAACCGCAAUCAGGGAAGGAGAAUCAAAAUACUAAGGACAUUUCCCCUCCGACAACUGCUCAAGGGAAAGACUCAACAAUGAUCAAUGCAGCUUCGGACAAGAUAUAUUGCUCAUGUAAAAAAGGCGAUGACGGUACCCCGAUGAUCUAUUGUUCAGAGUGCAAAGAAUGGUAUCACUUUGCAUGCAUCAAUCUUGACGAAACGGAUGCUGAAGAUAUUAGUGUUUAUGUAUGUUCUUCGUGUUCCGACAAAACUGGUCUGCAUACCCUCAUGACUUGGGAGGAGUCUGAUUUCGCAGAGUCUUCAAAGAAAUCAGGUCCGACAUCCGGAUCCUCAAACACCUCAAAUGCCAGAAAGAGGUCAAAAACACCGAAAGAACCGACGUUCACGGGAGCUCCCGUGAAAGACGAAGAACGAACUCCAGAACCAGAACCCCCGUCUGCCUCUGAAGAUUCAGAUGAUAAUUAUGUGGUGGAUACUAAAGCUAAAGGAGGUCACGGAAAGCGACGUACUCGUAGAGUAUCAUAUCACUCAGAUUCCGAUUUGUCGGAUGUCGCUGACAAACCUGCCCGUAUCCGCAAAGCUUCCUCCCCAUCACUAAAGAGAAUUGCUAAGCGUACCGUUGAUGGUCCGCCCACGAAGAAGGCAAAAACUUCAAAUGUUGUGGAUGACCCCACUAGAAAGUAUUGUCUUGGGAAGCUUGAGGACGUUUUUCGAGAUAUAUUUCUUCGUUAUCCCCAUAUACGUAGAGAAAACGAGGAUGAUAUUGCCGAAGUGACGGAGAAGCAGACAGAGGAUUUGACGGAAGAGGAUAGGAACAAUGUUUUGGAAAGUUCUAAGCAGUUUGCUGACGAUCUCGAAAAAUGUGUAUUUGAGAUAUAUUCCGAACCAGAUAAACACGGAAAUCAGACAGCGGCAGCAAGAUACAAGGAUCGUUUCCGGAUGCUUCAGUUCAAUCUUAGCAAAAUCGAUCGGGUUGUGCUUCACAAGCGUAUUGUUUCGGGUCACAUAACUCCCAAAGAAAUAUCUGUCAUGUCCUCUACUGACUUGGCAAACGAGGAGCUAAAGCAGUCCAUCAAAAGUGCUGAACAAGAGUCGUUGAAACAGUCAAUCUUGACCAAAAGUAAUGCGCCUCGUACGAAAAUUACGCACAAAGGCCUCGAAGAUAUUGAGGAUAUCAGUGGCCGCGACAGUAAUCGUGAGCGUGAGCGCCAACUUGAGGAGGAAGAGCGGAUGGAGAAGGAACGUUUGGCGAGGCUGAGGGCUGUUGAACCUCGGCAACGUACGGUGUCCCUCUCGGUUCCUCCUGAGUCUCCUGUUGUUCCAGCUAGCGAAGGCUGGGGUGCGCCUCCCCCAGUUCCUCCACAUGCAUUGGAUAUGGCGAGGGAAACCAACGCCACACGUCCCCCGUUAUACUUACAUACGUCCUCUGACUUGGGCACCAGCGAACCAGAAAUGAAUUUAGCGGAUCUCAUCAAUAUCGACGAUGAACCGGGUUCAAACCAAGCUGUCGCAUCUCCGAAAGAUGUCCAAGAAAGCAUUGAAGCCGACGCUCCAGCUGUCCUGCGAUCGCCUACUGGUAUUUCUCCAUUUGCAAUCCAACCAGCACCUUCCCCUUCUACAUCGUCUCCUUCCGCUCAACUUCCCUCAGCACAGCCUCCUACUCCACGGCCUUCUAUAUUUGAUCUGAAUUCACUCUGGUCUCGGUCAAAUUCGUCGAACCUCUCGAGCGGUCCGUCUACCUCUGCCGCAGAACCUACCGCAAACGUUGAACCUGAUGAUCACAACGACAUGGUUAUGGACAGCGAACCUGUUGCUGCCAAUGAUCAAGAUUUCGAUAUGCUGCUCGAAGAGAGGGAGCCUGAAACACCAGAAAUAGUUCAGGCUACAUUCGACACUAUUCCUCAAGUGUGGACCGGAAAGAUCAAUAUGCCUCUCGAUUCCGCUAUCCCUCAAGAGACACCGGUAGUUGGCCGCCAAAUAGGUGGUAAACCUAUCGCUGUGACAUCUGGUCAAUGGAAGACCUUGUUUCCAUCUGAUGUUCUCAGGAUCGAUGGGCGCGUUCCGAUUGAGAACUCAGCCAAGUUCUUGCUGCAAAUGCGCAUGAAUCCAACAAAGGAACUGGUCGCUGUUGCGUUCUCGCCAGUACCUGGAACUGGCGAAUCCGGUUUCAAGAUUUUGUCGGACUUUCUCCUCAAUAAAGGGCGACACGGACUUGUGUUUCCUUGGGGGAACAGACCGAAGGAUCAUCACCCUGGAAAGGAAAUGUAUAUCAUUCCACUUUUGUCUAGUCAUCCGCUUCCUGACUACAUCGAGUUAUUGGAUGAUUUAUGCUUGCCGAAAAUCCGAACGACCAACUAUCUCGUCGGGAUCUGGAUAUUGAAUAAAGGCAGACUUGCAUCUCCUCCUCCAACAUUACCUCCUCAAUUAACUCCAUCUGCUCCAGUACCGUAUAGUUCUACUCCAGCGCCUGUUUUGACCCCUCUUCCCUCAGCAGCCUCAUUACUACCAUCUAUCCCCAUCCCAGUCCCCAGUCCAGUCAACACAAAUAUCAACGCAAGGCGAUCUAUCGAUCAGAAUGCACUUGCAGCAGAGCUCGCCUCUCUCACCCCUGAACAGUUGGCUUUCGUCACACAAGCGCUUGCAAAUACUCCACUAACAUCUGUUGCGGCUGCAUCAGCCAUUCCACCCAACGCUGGACCCUCUCAAGCACAGAUAGCGAUGCAUAUGCCAUUCGAUCAGCGUUGGGGUGCGCAAUCGCCGUUGAACAUGCAUCCUCCUGCACCGUCCUUUCCUCCGCCAGGUCGUGGAGGUGCUAGGGCCGCGAUAAUCGCGAAAGUCGAGGAGGAAGAGGACGUGGACGUGGACGAGGGGAUAACUUUCACAUGA
Messenger RNA from Lentinula edodes (shiitake mushroom), 2997 nucleotides. RefSeq lists its product as uncharacterized. NCBI's taxonomy places the organism in Eukaryota, Fungi, Basidiomycota, Agaricomycetes, Agaricales, Omphalotaceae. The record is from RefSeq and is a predicted model, not a curated record. Gene Ontology annotation, cellular component: nucleus. The transcript is spliced from 9 exons. Gene Ontology annotation, molecular function: RNA polymerase II transcription regulatory region sequence-specific DNA binding. Gene Ontology annotation, biological process: transcription antitermination; regulation of mRNA 3'-end processing; DNA-templated transcription. Bases 1 to 2997 code for a protein of 998 amino acids.